GUCGUCUUCGGCGAUUCUCGGGAGAGAUCGAUCAUUGUUGUGUUUUUCUUAUAAUUUUACGGGAUUUUUUGCGGAUUGUGAAGAUGAAUAUUAAGGAAAAGGAAAAAUAUAUCGAAGAAUUUGAUUUUCCUUUCUGCGAUGAGUCCACAAAAUACGAGAAAGUUGCGAAAAUCGGACAGGGUACUUUUGGAGAGGUGUUCAAGGCCCGGGACAAAAAGAAUUCCAAGAAAUUCGUAGCUAUGAAGAAGGUUCUCAUGGACAACGAAAAGGAAGGGUUUCCAAUCACUGCCUUGAGGGAGAUCAGGAUUCUCCAGCUGUUGAAGCACGAGAAUGUCGUCAAUCUCAUUGAGAUCUGUAGAACCAAAGCAACACAGUACAAUCGUUAUCGUUCCACAUUCUAUCUGGUCUUUGAGUUCUGCGAGCACGAUCUCGCUGGAUUGCUCUCUAAUGUCAACGUCAAAUUCAGUCUGGGGGAGAUUAAAAAAGUUAUGCAACAAUUGCUGAACGGACUCUACUGCAUUCACAGCAACAAAAUUCUUCACAGGGAUAUGAAAGCAGCGAAUGUUCUCAUAACGAAGAAUGGAAUUCUCAAGCUCGCUGAUUUCGGCCUUGCGAGGGCUUUCAGUGCCAGUAAAAAUGGCCAAGCCAACAGAUAUACCAACAGAGUUGUUACUUUAUGGUACAGGCCCCCAGAAUUGUUGUUAGGUGAUAGGAAUUAUGGCCCUCCAGUGGAUUUAUGGGGGGCUGGAUGUAUUAUGGCAGAAAUGUGGACAAGAUCCCCAAUAAUGCAGGGGAAUACAGAGCAGCAGCAGUUGACACUGAUCUCGCAACUCUGUGGAUCGAUAACAACAGAAGUUUGGCCGGGAGUGCAGAAUUUGGAUUUAUUCAAUAAGAUGGAUCUCCCCAAGGGACAGAAACGCAAAGUGAAGGAGAGGUUGAAGCCCUACGUGAAGGACGCAUAUGCCUGCGAUCUCCUGGACAAACUCCUCAUCCUGGAUCCCAGCAAGAGGUACGAUUCUGAUUCGGCUCUGAAUCACGAUUUUUUCUGGACUGAUCCCAUGCCCUGCGAUCUCAGCAAAAUGUUGGCACAGCACUCUCAGAGUAUGUUCGAGUACCUGGCACCACCUAGGAGGUCUCAGCACAUGCGACAUGUCCAUCAAGCUGUACCUGGUGGUCCUGCCAAGCCCAGCACUAGUAUGGCUGACAGUGGAUAUCAGGAUCGCGUGUUCUAGAUUAUUAUAAAGCUCAAAACUCAUCUGUGGUUUUCACCGUUACUUCGGAGAUUCUUUUUGUCGAUUACUUUCGAUCAUCUUCAGAUAAUAACCACGUUAACUGACUGCAAAUUAAUUAAUUGAUUCGAAGCCUUGUAAUUAUAUUUUUGUACUGAUAAGGAAAAUUAAUAUUAAUUAUUUAAUAUUGGGUUGUGAUUGCUCUCCACGAAUAAUCAUUCUGGUAAUAUUUACUUCUCGUGGUAAUGUUGAGUAUAAAAAUGUUAGGGAAUUAAUAAAUUAUCAAUCGAUGAAAAAUUGA
Molecule: messenger RNA, 1530 nt
Organism: Fopius arisanus
Lineage: Eukaryota; Metazoa; Arthropoda; Insecta; Hymenoptera; Braconidae
Gene: Cdk9
Product: Cyclin-dependent kinase 9
Exons: 3
Coding region: 84-1232 (382 amino acids)
Biological process (GO): protein phosphorylation; positive regulation of transcription elongation by RNA polymerase II
Cellular component (GO): cyclin/CDK positive transcription elongation factor complex; nucleus
Molecular function (GO): ATP binding; RNA polymerase II CTD heptapeptide repeat kinase activity; cyclin binding
Source: RefSeq, a predicted model, not a curated record